Molecule: messenger RNA, 2822 nt
Organism: Brachypodium distachyon (stiff brome)
Lineage: Eukaryota; Viridiplantae; Streptophyta; Magnoliopsida; Poales; Poaceae
Product: vacuolar protein sorting-associated protein 28 homolog 1
Exons: 3
Coding region: 173-814 (213 amino acids)
Biological process (GO): protein transport to vacuole involved in ubiquitin-dependent protein catabolic process via the multivesicular body sorting pathway
Cellular component (GO): ESCRT I complex
Molecular function (GO): protein-containing complex binding
Source: RefSeq, a predicted model, not a curated record
AAUGACUCAAAGUCCCUGCAAUUUACACGAAGCCCCUCUCAGUUCUCCGUCCUCCAAACUUCGCCCACACUCCGAUCAUUCCCCUCUCUUUUGCCCCCAAAUCUCCCGCGACACGGCGAAACCCUAGCCAGCGAUUCGCUCCGGCGAGGCGAGGGAUCUCUUGCUGCCACCGAUGGAGGUGAAGCUUUGGAACGACAAGCGCGAGCGCGAGCUCCUGGAGAGCCUCGCCGACCUGUACGCGAUCAUCAAGGCCACGGAGAAGCUGGAGCGUGCCUACGUCCGCGACCUCGUCUCCGCCGCCGACUACGAGGCCGAGUGCCUCAAGCUCAUCUCCCAGUUCAACUCCCUCUCCUCCUCCCUCGCCGGGGUCGUCACCAUCCCCCGCUUCGUCCAGGCCUACCGCCUCGACUGCCCCGCGGCCCUCAACCGGCUCGUCCAGUCCGGCGUCCCGGCCACCGUCGAGCUCCGCGCCAGUACCAACUCAUCCGCGCCGGCCGCCACCGCGGCCUCCGCCGCAGCCAUCGCCCAGUGCGUCCAGAGCUUCAUCACCGCCAUGGACGCCGUCAAGCUUAAUAUGCUCGCAAACGACCAGGUCCGCCCGUUGCUGCACGACCUCUCGACCUCCAUGGGGAAGCUCGGUACUGUCCUGCCGCCGGACUUUGAGGGGAAGGUCAAGGUGAAUGAGUGGCUCGCGAAGCUACAUAAGAUGGGGGCUGGGGACGAGCUCACGGAGCAGCAGGCAAGGCAACUCAACUUUGAUCUGGAUUCUGCUUACAGUGCCUUCAUGGCCUCCCUUCCCACUGCUGGCCUGUGAGCCAGGAUCAGCUUGGUUCUGAGUUGGUCCUUUGUUUCUACGCUGUGAUGCUAUAGAUGUGUAAUUUGGAUUGUGUUAUAUUCUUUGUCAAUUUUAUGAGAAUCUCCUAAUGAUUCUGUUGCAUGUUGUGUAUAUAUAUAUAUAAUGCAGUGUUCCUCUGUGAUGUCUAUCAAUGGUAGAAUACUUGCAUAUAUCAUGGCUAUUGGAUUUGUUUCUUCUCUGUUGAUAAUGUGGAGUAAUAAGUGGAAAUUUAAAUUGUUGUCCUGGUGGAUCUUCUGAUCUUUCAGUUUGCAAGAAUUAUCCUGUUUGAAUUUAGUGCAUGUGUAACAGAUUGCGUUGAUGUUUAAACUUUUUGAACUAGUUUAUCCCAGACUAGUUCCCUAAAAAAAGCUUAUCCUCGACUGGCGCAUAAUAGAGGUUCAGACACAAAAAUCCCCAGUAAUGAUGUUUACUGUAAGAUAUUAGUAUACCACCCUGGCAAAUGCUCCCUUUACUAAUUAUGCCAAGAGAUAAUACCAUUUAUAUGCUUUGAGGCUGUUAACCUAUUUUGAGCUAGGAUAUAACCAGACUACUUAAUAUGUUUGAUAUGAAUUACAGAGUUGUAUGUGAAGUAGGCAAUGUGCUUAUCAACUCGUUUGGAUCAUCAAGAGAAAUAACCUAGAUGCCAUUGUUAUGCUCUUUUCGUGCUGGUUAAUACUUAUGAUUGGUGUAUUUGAAGAUUGGAGCAAGAUAAUGUUUGGAGCUUUAGUUUGGUAUGUGUUGGCUUAUCAGUUUCAUUUUACCCAUUUUAUAUGUACUACCUCCGUUCCUAAAUUCUUGUCGAAAUAUUAUAUGUAUGUAGACGCUUUUUAAGAAUAGAUACAUCCAGAUUUUGGCAAAUUUGAGACAAGAAUUUAGGAACGGAGGGAGUAUUAGUUAUUACUUGAAAGCAUCAUUUAAGUAUCACUUUUGGAACUGCAGCAACAAAUUCUUCGAUAUUUUGUUUGCACGGGUGAAGAAUACUUGUAAACUUUCAUUACAGAUGGCUACCUGCCUGCGUUUCUGGUUUUCAUGCUCCCCGAGAUUGCAUUCAUCUUGACUAUGUGAUAUUUGAAUCCAAUUUGAUUAAACCCAGAAUUAUCCAUGUGCAGUUCCAUAUUGGCACAUUUUAGUUUGUAUCCAUCACCUUUUGGAAAAUAAACAUGGCAAGGUUUGGCUUGGUUCUGAGUUGUUCAUUUGCUUGUACUUUGUGUAAUUUAGAUUGUAUUAUAUUGUCUUGCCUUCGAAUCACCGCUGCAGUGCCAUAUAUGUGUAAUUUAGAUUGUAUUAUAUUGUUUGUCAAUAAUAAUAGUUGCAUUCUUAUGGAAAGUUGACCCUUAUCAAUGGAUGCUGUAGUAUUGGCUAUAUACAUUGUAAUGUACCUCUGAUGUUUAUUCACAGUAGAAUGCUUGCAUAUGCCUGUUCAUUUGGAUGCUUCUUCUCUCUCAUUAGAUCUUUUGAUCUUUCACUGUGCAAGAAUUAUCCAAUUGGACUAUAGAGCAGGUGGUAUGGUGCUAUCAAUUCUUCGGCUUGUUACAAUCCAAAAGCAAGGAAAUAAAUGACAGAAGAUACAGCUGCAAUGCAGUCCUUCAGAACAAUGUGAGCAAGGGUGCGAGGCUGCUAGCACACUCUGCAACUGUAAACAAGCUCAAGAAGAGAGGAGCGUGGCCGGCAGAGGAGGUUGGGCCGGGGAAGGAGUGGCAGCGGAGCAAGAAUAGCGGCAGUGGCGCGAACCCUAGCCACGAGAGGGAGUCAGGCGUGUGAGCGAGCAGCGAGCAUGAGCUCAAUCGAUUUUUUUUAAGCUUGCUCGGUUCAGCUCAUUUCCUCUGCUAUUCAUGCUCUUCAAGAUUAACACAAUACAAUAAAUGCCUUCACUUUAGUAUUUUACCUUGCAAUAUGUGGAUCCAAUUUGAUGGAGAUCAUAUGACUCCAAUUUGAUGGAGAUCAGACUCCAAUUUGAUGGAAAUCAUAUUACCCGUUUGCAAUUAAA